ACAACUUGGAUCAGCAGAUCGGCAUCCGGCAGCAGUUGAUCUUUUCUUUUUUUUUUUGGUCAGUUUGUUAUCUAUUGGCAGAAAAAAAAUAAUUUAUUUUGUUUUUUAUAAACUCAACCCUUUCUUUUCAUAAUAUACAAUUGAGUAUUAGUGUGUUGAAUAAAAUAACGGUAAUAAAUAAAUUAUUUAUCAUCAAAUUGAGCGUUAGUUAGCUUCGGCUCACUUUGGCUUGUCAUUGCUCUGAUUGACUCUCAUCAAGAAUUUCAAGAUGAUUCUCAUGAAGGUGUUGUUUACUUUCUUGUUUGUUGGAAUUGUAAGUGCUUAUGGAAAAAGUGUAUCAGCUCCAACUUUUAGUCCAGCUUAUGUUGCAAAAGGAACAUUAUUUAUUCCUUAUGCUGAAAUACGUGAACCUUUUUAUGUCUGGUUCGACAGUAACUCAGGCUCAUCUAGAAUUGAUUACUAUGGAGGAAUGGUAAAAACUUAUCAACUCUCUAAUGAUGGCUCACAUGGUUCAAGUAUUAAAAUAAUACCACUUACAACUGAGAAAUAUACAAACAAGGAAACUUGUUUGAAAGUUGAAGGAAAUUCAGAAAUGGCUAUUAAACCACAAACAAUACUUCCUGAUACACAUGGCAUGGAGUGUAUUGGUGAAGAAAUGGUUAAUGGUCAACAAUGUGAAAAAUGGCGUUUGAAUCAAGUAAUUGGUGACAAAGAGAAUAAAUAUACACUCUGGAUAAGUUAUAAAAAAAAUAAAUUAACUGGUGUUAAACAACCAAUUCCAGUUAAAUAUGAAAUGCGAGGUUUUAAUACACUUCUUGGUUCUCAUUAUGAUCAUUACUAUCUGGAUUAUGACUGGUAUUCAUAUGAGACACCAAGCUCAGAUGUCUUUCAAAUUGCUGACAAUUCAACUUGUACAGGUUUUCCAGGUCCUGGUGAUCGUCAUUUAUAUACUUUUAAUCCAAUGGCAGAAUUUGUUCACAAUGUUGAUAAACACGUUGAUAAUGAAUUUAAUUAUUUUAAAAAAACUCAUAAAAAAAUUUAUACAAAUACAACAGAGCAUCAUCGUCGUAGAGAAAAUUUCCGUCAAAAUUUACGUUUUAUUCAUUCAAUGAAUCGUGCUAAUUUGGGUUAUCAGUUGGACAUUAAUCAUCUUGCUGAUUUAAAUGAUUUAGAAUUAAAAGCAUUACGUGGUAAACAAUAUACUGAUGUUGAUGAUAAUGGUGGUAUGAAAUUUCCAUAUACUGCUGAUGAUAUUAAAAAUUUAAAAAGCUCAAUACCAACAAGCUUUGAUUGGAGAUUAUAUGGAGCUGUUACACCAGUUAAAGAUCAAUCUGUUUGUGGUUCAUGUUGGAGUUUUGGUACAACUGGUGCUGUUGAAGGUGCAUAUUUUCUAAAGUAUCAUAAAUUACUUAGAUUAUCACAACAAGCAUUGAUUGAUUGUUCAUAUGGAUUUGAAAAUAACGGCUGUGAUGGUGGAGAGGAUUUUCGUGCUUAUCAGUGGAUAAUGGCACAUGGUAUACCAACUGAAGACGAGUAUGGUGGUUAUAUUGGUCAGGAUGGUUAUUGUCAUGCAAAUAAUGUUACAAUGGCUGCACAUAUGACUGGUUUUGUUAAUGUUGAUAGGAAUAAUGUUGAUGCAUUAAAAGUUGCCAUCGCUAAACAUGGUCCAAUAUCAAUUGCUAUUGAUGCAUCUCAUAAAACAUUUUCAUUCUAUUCAAAUGGUGUUUAUUUCGAAAAAGAUUGUGGAAAUACUGAGGAUACUCUGGAUCAUGCUGUUCUUGCUGUUGGCUAUGGUGAGAUGAAUGGUCAAGGCUACUGGCUUGUUAAAAAUUCUUGGUCCAAUCUGUGGGGCAACUCGGGCUAUGUAUUAAUGGCACAAAAAGACAACAAUUGUGGAGUUACAUGUGCACCAACUUAUCCUGUGAUGGCUUAAUUUUGUCAAUUUUUUUUUCAAAUCCGGUAUUGAUAUCUUAAAUAUAUACUGGAUAAUUUAAAUAUAUAUUUUUUCGAAAUAUUUUCAGUAAUUGGAUUUAAAAAUUACAUAAUUUAGAUAGUAAUCAUUUUAUAAAAAUAAAAGUUGUUUAGAAAAUAAAUGAGUUAAUUGAAAAAGAAAUUAAAAUUUUAACAAAA
Molecule: messenger RNA, 2130 nt
Organism: Aphidius gifuensis
Lineage: Eukaryota; Metazoa; Arthropoda; Insecta; Hymenoptera; Braconidae
Gene: 26-29-p
Product: digestive cysteine proteinase 1
Exons: 9
Coding region: 269-1933 (554 amino acids)
Biological process (GO): immune response
Cellular component (GO): lysosome
Molecular function (GO): cysteine-type endopeptidase activity
Source: RefSeq, a predicted model, not a curated record